GAUAUUCGUGGUCAACACAACAUAUAUCAAGUAAACCUCGUUCAUUCCGAAAGUGCGCUUUUCGUCACCCUUGACAAGUGAAUACUCGUGAGUCACCGUGGGAUCGAUUUCCGGUCGGGAAAACCACCUUGGAAAGAUUCAGGAGAGAAUUUAGUCUUCCGAAGCGGAAUCGGGCGUGAACGGGUCCUACACGGCGUAACUAACGUCUGCUUCCUUGUACGAUGUGAUUAUACGCAGUAUUGAAUUUUGCGACUGUUAUCAGAUACAAAAAAUCGACGGUCACGGCUGCUACAUCGGAAUUCUGUGAACAUUCCUUGACUCCAUGGCGGAGAAAAUGUAUUACUGGGGCGAGGAGAAAGAUCAAGUCGACCCCGAUCAGACCUUCAUACAAUUCAAGGCCAAAUCGGUGGCGACGGAUAAGAGGCGUGAGCCGUCUCGUACUGUGCCGAAGAUGACGGUGUCUUCGCCACAGGGUAAAAUGACUGAAAUCGGUAAUAGAGAGGAGGAUGCCGAACGCGGCGGAUGGGACAAUAAAUUGGAUUUCCUAUUUUCUUGCAUAAGUGUUUCCGUCGGAUUGGGAAAUGUCUGGCGAUUCCCUUAUCUAUGUUAUAAAAAUGGCGGUGGCGCUUUCUUGAUCACUUACGGCAUUGCAAUGCUGUUUUGCGGAAUUCCUAUAUUUUUUCAAGAAGUCGCUAUUGGACAAUAUCUUGGAGCUGGUGGAAUGUCGUUAGUGGGACAAUUGUGUCCACUACUGCAAGGUGUGGGAUAUGCUACGAUGACCAUUGUAUUCUUCCUUGACGUAUAUUACUGCAUAAUUAUUGCUUGGACUCUUUUUUACCUAAUAAGCAUGUUUGUGAAUUUACCAACAGUACCUUGGAGUGGAUGUGGUAAAUGGUGGAAUACGGUUGAUUGUUAUGAUGCGACUCAGGAAAAUAGUGAGUACGGAAAAAUAAACUGUUCAAAUUCUGUUGAAAAUAAAACCUGUCAUCAUACCACGCCGGUAGAAGAGUAUUGGGAUCGACGAGUCCUCGGCAUUACAUCCGGCAUCGAGAGCAUUGGCAAGAUCCAGUGGGAGCUGUUAGGCUGCCUGAUUAUUGGCUGGCUGCUCGUUUACUUUAUCAUCCGUCGCGGUCUUCAUCAGAGCGGUAAGAUCAUCUGGUUUUCAGCCUUGUUCCCGUACGUGGUGCUUUUCAUUCUUUUGGGAAGAGCGGUGACGUUGGAGGGUUCCUACGACGGUUUGCUUUACUACGUGACGCCACGAUGGGAGGAGUUGCUCAAUCCUGGACCGUGGAUAGACGGCGCUACUCAGAUCUUCUUCGCGUACAGCAUCGGCACCGGUGCUCUGCCCGCUUUGGGAUCAUACAACAAGUUCCAUCAUAAUUGUUAUAGAGACGCAAUAAUCACUUGCGUAGUCAACACCCUGACAUGUCUUCUGGCCGGUUGCGUAACGUUUUCAAUACUGGGUCACAUCGCCCAAGAACAGCAAACGCAGGUGUCCGAGGUUGUCAAGAGCGGACCUGGUCUCGUCUUCCUCACGUAUCCCGAGGUCGUUUUGAAGCUACCCGGUGCUUCGUUGUGGGCCAUUAUAUUCUUCGUUAUGCUGCUCAUACUCGGUAUCGACAGUGAAUUUUGCAUCGUGGAAUCUUUCAUAACUGGUAUGGUUGACUAUUGGCCGGAUACACUUCGUCCACACAGAAUCAAAUUCACCAUCGCUAUCUGCCUGAUAAUGUUCGCUCUGGGAAUUCCGAUGGUUACGAACGGAGGAAUUUAUAUUUUCCAAUUGAUGGAUUUCUACUCUGCGAGCGGAAUGUCUAUUCUAUGGGUUUGUUUCUUCCAAACAAUCGCAAUAUCAUGGAUUUUCGGAGCAAAGAAGUUCUGUGACUGUGUGCAUCAAAUGAUGGGUAUUCGAUUAAAUAAAUUCUGGUACAUAUGCUGGGUUGUACUUGCGCCGGUGAUUAUGCUCUUUAUCUUCAUAUUUCAAAUCGUGCAAUAUAAACCAUUGAAAUAUGGCAGCAACUAUGAAUAUCCUACAUGGGCAGAAGUAGUUGGCGUAUGUUUAAGCCUUUCAUCUAUGAUUUGGAUACCGGGAUAUGCAUUGUAUUACGUAAUAAGUACGCCAGGAUCAUUUAAAGAGAACGUUCUGAAAGGUCUACAACCGAACAUAAAAUCGCAUGCAAAAUUACCGAAAGGCGAAAAAUCAGCCGUAAUACCUAUGUCAGAGAGCAGCGCAGGCUUAAUUACGAAAAAUAACAGUUUCCUGAGUCAAACAUGA
Atta colombica is the source of this 2272-nucleotide messenger RNA. Its product is annotated as sodium- and chloride-dependent GABA transporter 1-like. Gene Ontology annotation, cellular component: membrane. Gene Ontology annotation, biological process: sodium ion transmembrane transport. Bases 323 to 2272 code for a protein of 649 amino acids. NCBI's taxonomy places the organism in Eukaryota, Metazoa, Arthropoda, Insecta, Hymenoptera, Formicidae. The transcript has 11 exons. The record is from RefSeq and is a predicted model, not a curated record.